CCAUCGCUACGAUGGUGUGUUAAAAGCGUACGAAGACGCCUGCGCUGCUAAACUAGGGGCGAAUCCAAAGCCAGCUGCAAAGGCACCGGGGCUUUUACCUAUCGACGAGGCUUUUGAAAAAGGCAAGAAGUUUGCCAGAGACGACCCCAGGGCUAAAACGAUCUCUAACUUCAUCAUAGAAAUGAUGGCGCUUGACGACCAGCCCUUCUCCCUCGUCGAAGAUAAAGGAUUCAGUUGGCUAGUUCAUCAUUUAACCAGAUGUGCAAAAACUACAGGAGGAACCAUGGCCAGGUGUGUAUAAAAGGAUGCUGCAGGUGGAUGUGAGCAGCAGAUACUUGGAGACAGAAGUGAAUUCAGGAAAAGAUGGCCGCCGCUCUGCUGCUCCUGCUUCAGCUGGUCUCACUGGCGUCUGCAUCACAUCACUACGGGGGAACCGUGACCUAUAGCUACAAAGGAAGAAACCCUGAUGGAUCAUUUAGGGUGGACUUUCGCGACAGGGCGACCUAUGAUGGGUGUCUGUACUCCCAUUACCAGACAUGUAGCACUGGCAACUGUGGCUUACUCACUAAUCAACAGAGAGGCAUAACUGACAGGAGCACCAAUGCACCGCAAAGAAACAGAGAAUGGUGUGAAACAGAAACAGUUCAACAAAGAAAAGUCCCAACUGACAAACCGUUUCAGAUGAGGGCAAGUAGCUGUUGUUGGAUCCCAACACGUAACGGGGUUAGAGGUUGGAGAUUUCGAACUCAAGUAGAUUUGGGAUCAAGAUCUGACACUGGCAAACCAAACAGAUCCCCAGACAUUGCCAUUCUACCUUUCCUACGAGUUCCCCAGAACUGCCCACGGACCUACAAGCUGAUGUCCUUCGACCCUGAUGGAGACACAGUUCGCUGCAGAUAUGGAAAUAUCAGAAAUGUAGAGUGCAGCGGAUGUAACCAACCUUCAGGCUUUGUCUUGGAUCAGGGUUCCUGCUCCUUACAUUACCGCAAUGCCAUCGCCAACUCAAGUGUUUUUGGAUUUGAGUUGGUGGUGGAGGACUUCCCGCAAAGGCCCAUCUCUCUAUCCUACACCGAUGGAACCCAAUCCUACAAGGCUCCACUGAUUCCCAUGAGGCAUAAACGAGCCUACUACCACACAUAUCCUCCCACGACUUCAGCACCAAUCACGACUCCAGCGCCUAACACUAUGGCACCAACAACACACCCAUGGUGGUGGCGGGGGUAUCAUACACCUCCAGCACCGACCACAACUGCAGCACCAACCACAACCCCAUGGGGGCUGCAUACAACUCCAACCACCACAGACAACAGACACCUGCAUGGCACCACGCCUCCUCUCAGUAAACUGCCUUUGCAAUUCUCCUUUCUUGUGGACCCACCUGCUCCCUCAUGUGUUGAUGGACUCUACUUGCCAAAGUUUGUGCACCCAACACCUGACGAUGGACAACACAUCAAUGCCGAGGUCAACAAAGAAGUGGAGAUCAGAGUCCGAGCACAAGCUUCACAUGCAACACUACAUGAUAUCAUCAUCAGUGGGCCACUGAAUAUCACCAAGCACAGAAGCACACAUGGAGACUUUGUCAUUAGGUGGACGCCUGGCCCUGAUGAUGUGGGAGAUCAUUACCCAAUCUGCUUUGCUGUUGAAUCAGUAAUCGAUCCCGCCUCUACCAUCCCCCCUAAAACUACAAAAAUGUACCAUCCUCACGUCCCCCAAUCUCCACAGUCCGGCAUCUAUCAGUCCGAGAUGAGGUGCGUUCUGGUGAACAUCGGUCAAAGACUAAUUGAAUCCCAUGUGACCUGCCAUGAGUCCUCAAUGACGGUAGAGGUUGAGAGAUCUUCUCUCCCUGGACUCCAUGAGGAUCAUUUACGCCUCAAUGACCCCAGCAACACGGCCUGCAACCUGCAGACAAACUCCAACAGCACGCACAUCAUCGCGGUCGUACCCCUCAACGCCUGCGGCACUCAGAUCGAGGAAGAUGAGGAAAACCUGGUUUUCAAAAAUGAAAUCACCACGGUGGACAACAUACACGACCUGAUCACCAGGAACCACCUGCUGGACGUCCAGUUCUACUGCCAGUACCCCAAACGUGGGAACGUGUCGCAGGGCUUCACAGCACACAGGAGGAAUGUGGUGGUGUGGGAUAAAGGCUUCGGAAAGUUCACCUACGAGUUUGAGUUCUACCCAGACAGCCAAUAUAGACAAAUGGUUGAUCCAGGGCUGUACCCUCUGGAGUACGAUGUGACGAACAAGAUCUACAUGCAGAUAGAGGCCAAAUCUACCGUCAACAACACCCAGCUGUUUGUGGAGUCCUGCAGUGCAGCACCAUAUGACACCCCCAACUACUGGCCAACAUACUCCAUCAUCGAGAAUGGGUGUAAUGUGGACCAAACGGUGCAGGUGCAUCGGAGCGCCAACCCGAGACAGUUCAGGUUCAGCAUGGAGGCCUUCCAGUUCAUCGGCUUGCACGACCAGGUGUACAUCAGCUGUUCAGUGCUGAUGUGUGAGGCAGGGAGCAGCGGCACCAGGUGCUCACAGGGGUGCAUCAACUCCCCCCUUACUGGGCAUCAUCAUCACCGCAAGAGAGAGGCCAUCACUCAGAGCGCCAGGCACUUCAUUUCCCAGGGUCCUCUGCGUUUGAAGAGAUCAGCGGAGAGCACCGGGAGCCCAGCGACCCCCCUGAAUCUGAACCUGGUGUUCAUCGUUGGAUGUCUUCUUGCAGCCGUUGGCAUGAUCAGUGCAGUGGCCCUGUACAAAGUCAGAGCCUCAAAGGUCAAAUACCAACCGUUGCCCUCUUUCGAAAACUAAGAAAGCGGCCAUUUCAGAAUACCCAUUUUUUUAUCGGUUGCAUUUGACUACAUUAAGCUUCUUGUUUUUUAAUGCUAUCAGAUAACGAGUCUUCAUUUGUGCCUUAUGGGUUAUAAGUGGUGUUUAUUGUGGUGUUAACCACUGUUUACAGUGUAAUCCUAUGUAGCUUCACAAGUGAUUCUUCUAUCAUGUACUCCAUUAUGAUUUAAAACUUGAUUGAUAUGUGUAUCCAAUCAGUGUAAUGCUUAAUGUUAAUAGUACAUGUACAACUUAAUUGUUCCGCCUUAUCCUAACUCCUUUGGGCUUAAAGUUUCAAUAAAAACUCUCUCAUAUCUC
Molecule: messenger RNA, 3141 nt
Organism: Gymnodraco acuticeps
Lineage: Eukaryota; Metazoa; Chordata; Actinopteri; Perciformes; Bathydraconidae
Exons: 16
Coding region: 364-2805 (813 amino acids)
Source: RefSeq, a predicted model, not a curated record